Messenger RNA from Tarenaya hassleriana, 2218 nucleotides. RefSeq names its product protein NRT1/ PTR FAMILY 1.2-like. Gene Ontology annotation, molecular function: transmembrane transporter activity. The transcript is spliced from 4 exons. Lineage: Eukaryota; Viridiplantae; Streptophyta; Magnoliopsida; Brassicales; Cleomaceae. The record is from RefSeq and is a predicted model, not a curated record. The coding region runs from base 137 to 1939 and encodes 600 amino acids. Gene Ontology annotation, cellular component: plasma membrane. Gene Ontology annotation, biological process: transmembrane transport.
UGCAGAAACAGAGAUUCCUCGCUGUCUGAGAAGAUCGCAUUAAUUCAAGCACUCACUCAGACAAAGAUCUUCUUCCUCCUCCUCCUCCUCCUCCUUCUUCAUCUCUCUCUCUCUCUCUCGAGUUCCAUAAUCAGAGAUGGAGAAUCCUCCAGAGCAAGCUGAAAUGAAGGAGAAUCAACCCAGUAGCCAUGGAAGGACAAAGGGUGGACUCAUCACCAUGCCAUUCAUCAUAGCGAAUGAGGCAUUCGAGAAGGUGUCGAGCUAUGGAUUGUUGCCGAACAUGAUCAUGUAUCUGAUGAGAGAUUACGGGUUCGGGUUAGCGAGAGGGACAAAUGUGCUGUACAUGUGGUCUGCUGCUACCAACUUCUUGCCCCUCUUGGGAGCUUUCCUCUCGGAUUCAUACUUGGGCCGUUUCCUCACCAUCGCCUUUGCUUCUCUCUCCAGUUUCAUGGGAAUGCUGCUUCUAUGGCUAACUGCAAUGUUACCGCAAGUGAAGCCUCCCCCCUGCAAUAACCCGACCGGAGUCUGCAAAUCCCCGACGGCGUCUCAGUUAGCACUUUUAUAUUCCGCUUUCGCCCUUAUAUCGAUCGGAUCGGGCGGGAUAAGGCCGUGUUCUCUGGCGUUCGGAGCUGAUCAGCUGGACAAGAAAGAGAACCCGAAGAACGAGAGAGUUCUUGAGAGUUUCUUUGGAUGGUACUACGCUUCUUCUGCAGUUUCUGUUCUGAUCGCGCUCACGGGCAUUGUUUAUAUCCAAGAUCAUCUCGGAUGGAGGCUCGGGUUCGGAAUUCCCGCAAUCUUGAUGCUCCUCGCCCUACUGUUCUUCGUCCUCGCCUCUCCUUUGUACGUUAAACGCAAUGCCUCGAAGAGCUUGUUCACCGGUUUUCUGCAAGUGAUUGUUGCUGCUUACAUGAACAGAAGCCUGAGUUUACCUGAUCACGACGACUCCUUUGAUUGUUACUAUCACUUGAAAGACUCUGAUCUCAAAGCUCCAACCGAGAAACUGAGGUUCUUGAACAAAGCUUGUGUUAUAAGAAGCCGGGAGGAAGAAAUUGGGUCGGAUGGUUUUGCAUUGAACCCAUGGAGGCUCUGCACAACGGAUCAAGUUGAGGAGCUAAAGGCAUUGAUCAAGGUCAUACCGAUAUGGUCCACGGGUAUAAUGAUGUCGAUAAACACUAGCCAGAACUCAUUCCAGCUGAUUCAAGCGAAUUCCAUGGACAGGCGUCUUAGCCAAAGCUCAAGCUUCCAAAUACCAGGUGGAUCAUUCGGUUUGUUCACUAUCAUAGCUUUGGCCAUGUGGGUCGUGCUUUACGACCGAGCAAUCCUUCCUCUAGCUUCAAAGAUCCGAGGAAGACCUGUUAGAUUCAGCGUCAAGCUAAGAAUGGGGCUCGGCCUGUUCGUUUCCUUCUUAGCGAUGGCUACUUCCGCCAUUGUUGAGGGUCUCAGAAGGAAAAAGGCGAUAAGCCAAGGCUACGCAGACAAUGCCCAUGCCGUGGUAGACAUCUCAGCAAUGUGGCUCGUCCCGCAGUACGUACUUCACGGGCUGGCGGAGGCGUUAACUGCAAUAGGGCAGACCGAGUUUUUCUAUACCGAGUUUCCCAAAAGCAUGUCGAGCAUAGCAGCCUCGCUCUUCGGUCUUGGAAUGGCAGUGGCUAGUCUCCUCGCAAGCGUGAUUCUCAGGGCUGUAAACGACGUUACAUCGAGAAAUGGCGGAGAGAGUUGGGUUUCAGACAACUUUAACAAGGGUCACUACGAUUAUUACUGCUGGCUUCUCGCGAUCUUGAGCUUCGUUAACGUGAUCUAUUACAUAAUAUGUAGUUGGGCGUACGGUCCGGCGGUGGAUCAGUUGAGGAAUGGUAGGGUUAAUGGUGUGAAAGAAGAGGAGGAAUUGCAUGAUAUUGCAGGGAAAUGCUUGGAAGGGAAAGAAGAUAAGUUAAACUAGAUUGUUUACAUUCUGUGCUGUCUAUAUGGCUUGUAGCCCAAGAAAUGAAAGUGGGAGGAAAAUUAGGGUUUGGUGUUUGAUCUUGUGAGUGAAAAGAUCUGGUUUGAUGGGUUUUUUUAAAAUGUUUAUAUAAAUGUGUAAUUAGAUGGUUGGUGUGUGGAUUUGGGAAUUUAGAUAGGUUUAUAGUUUGGUGUUUUCUUUUUUGUCCCUUUUUUUUUUCUGUCUUUUAUGUAUUGUGUGUUUGUUCUCUCCAAGCAUAUUACAGGGUUGUGUUCUUCA